Molecule: messenger RNA, 1494 nt
Organism: Fonsecaea multimorphosa CBS 102226
Lineage: Eukaryota; Fungi; Ascomycota; Eurotiomycetes; Chaetothyriales; Herpotrichiellaceae
Exons: 2
Coding region: 1-1494 (497 amino acids)
Source: RefSeq, a predicted model, not a curated record
AUGGACGCGUCGUUGAGGGAGUUGACUAUUGCUCGCGCACAUAAAGGCUACCGAGAUGGCACGUUCACAGCUCGACAAGUGGUCGAAUACUACCUGCAGCGUAUCAAGACAAUCGACCAAGCAGACAAUGGACCCAAAUUGAACAGUAUAUUGGCGAUUUCAUCAAUAGCCAUCGCAGAGGCAGAUGCUUUAGAUACGCAUCUCAAAUCCACUUCAGAGUUGAAAGGACCGCUUCAUGGUAUUCCUGUGGUCGUCAAGGAUCAGGCCAGCACAAAGGGCCUUGCAACGACAUACGGGUCGAUUCUCGCCAAAGAUUAUGUCCCUGAGCAAGAUGCAACUCUGAUCACAAGGUUGAAAGCAGCCGGUGCGAUAAUUUUGGCGAAGACUACCAUGCCAGAUUUCGCGACGUCUUGGCACUCGACAUCAUCUCUAUCGGGGACAACGAAGAAUCCAUACGAUACGAAAAGAGACCCUGGAGGCUCAAGUUCUGGCACGGGUGCUGCUGUUGCAGCCGACCUUGGUCUCUUAGGUGUGGGUGAGGAUACGGGGGGCUCAAUUCGCGUACCAUCCUCGUUCUGUGGACUCGUCGGUAUUCGAGUUACCCCUGGUAUAAUCAGUCGGGCCGGUUUCUCGCCCCUCCUAGUUCCCCAAGAUACACCAGGGCCUAUGUGCCGGACCGUCACGGAUGCUGCAUUGAUGCUCGAUAUACUCGCCGGCUUCGAUGAACAGGAUCCCUAUACAGCAGCAGCAGUUAUCGCCGGUCCGCCUACUGGGGGAAGCUACGCCGCCAAUCUAUCUGCGGAUAAGAUCAAAUCGGCACGAAUUGGAGUACUCCGAGAUGUAUUUGGACCAGAGUCUAGUCCAGACAGUCAAGCUGUGAACAAGGUUAUUACCGGGGCGCUGCAAACGCUUCAAGACAACGGCACAGUACUCGUCGAUGUUGAAAUUCCCAACCUGAUGAAACUCCUCGAGAUAACUUUCACGUAUCACCAGCGCUCUCGAUCCGACCUUGAUGACUUCUUCAGUCGACACCCGUUCCUUAAAACUAACACCAAGGAGAUUUAUGACUCGAAAAAGUAUCAUCCGGCCCUUGAUUUAUUUGAGGGUAUUGCUACAGGCAUUGGAACUCCCCAGGAAGAUCCCGAUUUCACCGCACGCCUCCUUGCUCGAGAGGAGCUUCAACGAGCAAUUACUGUCACUCUUGCCAAGCAUAACCUCGAUGCACUGGCAUUCCCCGAUGUCCAGAUCCCUGCGCCUCUACUUGAAGACGUGCUUUCUCAGAGAUGGCCUGCUGCAGACUUCCCUACGAAUACUCUGGUAUCAUCACAGUCGCUUUUCCCUUCUGUCACUGUCCCUGCAGGCUUGACUCAGGGGGGUAGUGGCUUACCGGUCGGCUUGGAAUUGGUAUCCUUGCCAUAUCGUGAGCAGAAACUGCUGGAACUGGCAUACGGAGUGGAACAGCUCGUCCAGGGCCGGAAACCCCCAGUACUGUGA